Messenger RNA from Glycine soja, 4188 nucleotides. RefSeq names its product squamosa promoter-binding-like protein 14. Gene Ontology annotation, molecular function: DNA binding. NCBI's taxonomy places the organism in Eukaryota, Viridiplantae, Streptophyta, Magnoliopsida, Fabales, Fabaceae. The transcript is spliced from 9 exons. The coding region runs from base 412 to 3471 and encodes 1019 amino acids. The record is from RefSeq and is a predicted model, not a curated record. Gene Ontology annotation, cellular component: nucleus.
AAGCACUCGUACGGAACCCUCUAGUGGGGACUGCCAAAACGAAACCUCUUGGAUUCUUCUAUAGUCGGCUCCUUCUAUAAUCCCAAACCCCCCUCAAAACUCACUCUAUCUACCACUUCUGCCACUCCCACCCUCCAACAACAAAGACUUGACACGAUUACACAAAGUUAACAAAGCACAACACAUCCCUUGCAAGAAAGAAACCUAAAAGCCAAAAAAAAAAGGAAAAGAAAAGAAAAAAAACCUGAAUCCUCUUGGACUCUCUCAGCUCUCAGAUCUGAGUUCCAGAAAUUAAGGAUUCCCUUUACUUUCCCUUCUCCUCAUGGAUCUUUUUCUUUCAAUUUUAGAUAAAUAAAUCACAAAAAAAAAUCAAAGAUCCUUUUUUCCUAUUUUUUUUUGCCGUUGAAAAAAAUGGAAAAGGUGGCUCCGCCUCCGAUUCUGAUGCACCGGAAGCGCGAUCUAUCGUACGACAUCGUUUCGGCGGGUCCGAACGAGAGCUGGAGGUGGGAGUGGGACAGCGUGCGUUUCGCAGGAAAACCACCGCCGCCGCCACCACUGUCCCCAAACAACGACGUCGUUUUCGAGGCGGAAAGUGUCGUUCCUCCUCUACAGUUAAAGCUCGGAGGAACAACAAGAGUGAAUAACAAUAACAUCAAUAUCAACGUUAGCAACAAGAGAGUUAGGUCGGGGUCCCCCGGAACGGCGUCGUAUCCGAUGUGCCAGGUGGACAACUGCAGGGAGGAUCUGUCGAAGGCGAAGGACUAUCACCGGAGGCACAAGGUGUGCGAGGCUCAUAGCAAAGCCUCGAAAGCGCUUCUCGCGAAUCAAAUGCAAAGAUUCUGCCAGCAGUGUAGUAGGUUUCACCCGCUCUCGGAGUUCGAUGAGGGGAAGCGGAGCUGCCGCCGGAGACUCGCCGGACACAACCGGCGCCGGCGGAAGACGCAGCCGGAGGAUGUUACCUCGGCGACUCCCGCGCCUGCUGCCGCCGCGAAUUUGGAAAUCUUCAACUUGUUGACUGCUAUAGCUGGAGCUUCGCAGGGAAAAUUUGAGGAAAAAAGGUCACAAGUUUCGGAUAGAGAGCAGCUUGUUCAGAUUCUCAAUAAGAUACCUUUGCCUGCAGAUCUUGCAACCAAGUUGCUGGAUGCUGGGAGUGGUAAUGUUAAUGGGAAAAAGGAUCAUGUGCAAUUGCAGACACCAUCAUCCUCCUAUCAAUGUCACGAGUCUCAUGACCUACUGAACCACACCCCGGCUGCCCCGUUAACUAUGGACUUGCUUGCUGUUCUUUCCACCACUCUUUCUGGGGGUUCUGCCCCUGAUUCCAGUGCGUCACCCUCUCAAAACCGCAGCUGCAGCAGUGAUGGUGGCAGUGCUGACCAGACGAGACAACAGCAAUUCUUUUCGGUUGGUGGAGAAAGAAGCAGUAGCAGUUCCCAGUCUCCAGUUGAAGAUUCAGAUUGUCAAGAAGUUCGAGUUAAUUUACCACUGCAACUCUUUAGCUCCUCUCCGGAAGAUGACAGCCUGCCUAAACUAGCAUCUUCUAGAAAGUAUUUCUCGUCUGACAGUAGUAACCCUGCUGAAGAGAGAUCGCCAUCGUCUUCUCCUCCUAUUGUGGAGAUGCAGUUUGAUUUGCAGGAUGGGGCUAGAGGUCUCAAGCCAGAGAGUAUAUCCUCUGGAAGAGGAGUUAAUGCAAAUAAGGAAGCCAGCCAAAGUCAUAGUUCUAAUAUCUCUCUUGAUCUAUUUAAAGGGUCAAAUAACUGGAUCCAACAACCUAGUUCACUUCAGAGUGUUCCAUUCCAAGCUGGGUAUACAUCUUCGGGCUCUGAUCAUUCACCUCCCAGUUUGAAUUCAGAUGCUCAGGAUCGCACUGGGAGAAUAAUGUUUAAACUAUUUGACAAGCAUCCCAGCCAUUUCCCAGGAACACUGCGAGCACAGAUUUACAAUUGGCUAUCCAAUAGGCCAUCAGACAUGGAGAGCUACAUACGGCCUGGUUGUGUGGUCCUAUCAAUUUAUGCUUCAAUGUCUUCUGCUGACUGGGAGAGAUUAGAAGAAAACUUCCUUCAACAUGUUCAUUCUUUAAUUCAAAAUUCAGAUUCUGAUUUUUGGAGAAAUGGAAGGUUUCUGGUUCAUUCUGGCAGUCGGUUAGUUUCACACAAAGAUGGGAAGAUUCGCAUAUGCAAACCAUGGAGAACAUGGAAGUCUCCAGAGUUGAUAUCUGUGUCCCCUUUGGCAAUUGUUAGUGGACAGGAAACCUCUAUUUCAUUGAAGGGUAGAAACUUGUCAACUCUUGGCACAAAGAUUCACUGUACAGGUACUGGCUCUUAUGCAUCAGCAGAAGUCAUAGGUUCUGCACAUUCUGGUGUGAUGUAUGAUAAGAUAAAGUUGAGUGGUUUUAAAGUUCAGGAUGUAUCGCCUGGUGUUCUGGGUCGCUGUUUUAUUGAGGUUGAAAAUGGUUUCAAGGGUAACAGUUUUCCAGUGAUAAUAGCUGAUGAGACCAUUUGCAAGGAAUUGAGACCACUUGAGUCUGAAUUUGAUGAGGAGGAAAAAAUAUGUGAUGCCAUUUCAGAGGAGCAUGAACAUCAUUUUGGAAGGCCGAGAUCAAGGGAGGAGGCUUUGCACUUCUUGAAUGAGCUUGGCUGGCUGUUCCAAAGAGAAAGAUUCUCUUAUGUGCAUGAGGUUCCAUGUUAUUCACUUGACAGGUUCAAAUUUGUACUCAUAUUUGCUGUGGAAAGAAACUGUUGCAUGCUAAUCAAAACCCUUCUGGAUGUGCUGGUUGGUAAACACUUGCAAGGGGAAUGGUUGUCAACGGGGUCAGUGGAGAUGUUGAAUGCAAUCCAACUCUUAAAUAGAGCAGUGAAAGGAAAAUACGUAGGCAUGGUUGAUUUGCUCAUCCACUAUUCUAUACCAAGCAAAAAUGGUACAUCCAGGAAAUAUGUAUUUCCACCAAAUCUUGAGGGUCCUGGUGGUAUUACACCCUUGCACUUGGCGGCAUGCACAUCUGGUUCUGAGAGUGUAGUUGACUCUUUAACAAGUGACCCACAGGAGAUUGGUUUGAAGUGCUGGGAAUCCCUUGUGGAUGCAAACGGACAAAGUCCACAUGCCUAUGCCAUGAUGAGGAAUAAUGACUCUUAUAAUGCGCUGGUCGCCCGUAAACUUGCUGACAGACAAAGGGGUGAAAUUUCGGUAACAAUUGCAAAUGCAAUAGAGCAACAGUCACUGAGAGUGGAGCUUAAGCAAAAGCAAAGUUACUUAGUCAAACGAGGUCAGAGUUCUUGUGCCAAGUGUGCGAAUGCAGAAAUUCGCUACAACAGAAGAGUUCCAGGUUCACAUGGUUUGCUUCACCGCCCCUUUAUUUAUUCAAUGCUAGCUGUUGCAGCUGUUUGUGUAUGUGUUUGUGUGUUCUUCCGUGGUCGCCCUUUCGUAGGCUCAGUUGCUCCCUUCAGUUGGGAAAAUCUGGAUUAUGGCACAAUGUAAUGCUGCUGGUGGGAUACCCAAUUGUUCGUUUUUUUCCCCUCAUAUGGAAAAACUGCUUCUGUGGGAAAAUGGGGAAUUUUGUGUCAAGAGCCCAAUGUAAACAUAUCAUGUGGUGAUGUAGAGUUGUGGAGAGAUGUUAGGCAGAUCCGGGAGAAACAACAAAGUAUGGCUGCCUUGUGUAUAGAGAUUCUGACUUGAAUGCUGCAUAUUUUCUUUAAUGCCUGAGUUUAAGGAUAUAACAAGCUAUGACCUGAAUGUUUAUCGAUUGGUGUUGGAAGUUCUGAGUAGGGGAAAUCUUCAGCUUUUUUGGCCUGAUUAAACUUGACAUUCCAAAUUUAAGUUGGAAUGGAAUGUGGAAUUGUGGCCACAAAGCACAAACAAUUAUGAAAGCAGUAAGCAUUGGGAAUAAAGAGAAUUGUGGUGAGUAAAUGUUGGUUAUUGCUGGUGAAGGUCAAUACCUGGGUUCGUUGCCUCCUUCCCAACACGAUAAACCAAUAAAAGUUCCAUGCUUUAUUUUUCCGGUUAAUUGUUCUGUUAUUUUAAGUCAAAGUUACAAGUCCAAGGUGUUCUGAUGCAUUAGUUUUCGACACUGUAAAGUUUGAUUUGAGGUUACUGAUCAUAGGGUAGACCAUAUUAUUAUAUGAUUAAAAAGUGUAAUAUAUUUCAAGUUAUAUCUGAUUUAAUUAACGUUUCAGAUUCGUUUUCUGUUUGUUCCGA